Anopheles coustani is the source of this 1887-nucleotide messenger RNA. It is a transcript of the gene AsnRS, whose product is annotated as asparagine--tRNA ligase, cytoplasmic. Gene Ontology annotation, cellular component: cytoplasm. The coding region runs from base 101 to 1762 and encodes 553 amino acids. The transcript is spliced from 3 exons. Gene Ontology annotation, biological process: asparaginyl-tRNA aminoacylation. Gene Ontology annotation, molecular function: nucleic acid binding; ATP binding; asparagine-tRNA ligase activity. Lineage: Eukaryota; Metazoa; Arthropoda; Insecta; Diptera; Culicidae. The record is from RefSeq and is a predicted model, not a curated record.
AUGCAUUUUUCCAAACGGUGGCACAGUUAUCGUUCUUCUCUGCAGAAACCGCAUAUUUUACGGUAUAUAAUCGUUCCCUGUGUUUAAAACCACCCAAAGUAUGGAGAACUUAACUUUAAGUGAACUGUACACUUCCGAAAAACGGGGCAACGAUGAAACGGGCAAGGGAACGGAACAGGAACCGUUCAAAACCAUCCUGCGGGCAAUGAAGCACGCCGGUAAGGAACCGUUCCCGACCAUUUACGUCGACAGCAAAGACGAAAAGUCGGAGUCACCGUACGAGGUGGCCGCCAAGUCGCAGCUGAAGAAAAUUCAGAAACUCUGGGUACGCGACAACAACAAAGGCGACAAGCAAAAGCGCGAGGAAGAGGAGAAGGCCAAGAACCGCGAACAGAACCUGGAGGAGGCGAAAAAAAUCACCAUCCAGCAGGAUCCAUCCUGGCCUGAGGCAAAACCCAUUAAAAUCAUCCAUGGCUCCAAGAGCCGCGACGUACGUGUGCGCAUUUACGGAUGGGUUCAUCGGCUGCGAAGGCAGGGUAAGGGCUUGAUGUUCCUCACGCUGCGCGACGGGACGGGUUUCCUGCAGUGCGUACUUACGGACACCCUGUGUCAGACGUACAACGCGUUGGUGCUGUCGACAGAAUCGUCGGUGCAAUUGUUUGGUACGCUGAAGGAAGUACCGGCGGGAAAAACCGCCCCAGGCGGACACGAAAUGCGUGUGGACUACUGGGAGCUGAUUGGGCUGGCGCCGGCCGGUGGUGCCGAUGCCAUCCUCAACGAGGAAGCCCACCCGGACGUGCAGCUGGACAACCGGCAUAUCAUGAUCCGUGGUGAAAACACGUCCAAGGUGUUGAAGAUGCGCGAUGUGGUGAUGCAGGCAUUCCGCUCGCAUUACUUUGACCGUGGCUACACGGAAGUCACUCCACCAACGCUCGUCCAAACGCAAGUCGAAGGAGGAUCGACGCUGUUCAAACUUGAUUACUUCGGUGAGGAAGCUUACCUUACCCAAAGCUCCCAGCUAUACCUUGAGACAUGCAUCCCGGCACUGGGUGAUGUGUUUUGCGUGGCGCAAAGUUACCGUGCGGAACAAAGCCGCACACGCCGCCAUUUGGCUGAGUACAGCCACAUCGAAGGCGAGUGUCCCUUCAUCACCUUCGACGAGUUGCUGGAUCGUCUCGAGGAUUUGAUUGUUGACGUUACCGAGCGCGUUCUUAAAUCCCCGUGGGGAUACAUGGUGCAGGAGCUGAACCCGGGCUUCGUCGCACCGAAGCGUCCCUUCCGCCGGAUGAACUAUGCCGAUGCGAUCACCUGGCUGAAGGAGAACAACGUAACAAAGGAGGACGGUAGCUUCUACGAGUUCGGUGAGGAUAUUCCCGAAGCGCCCGAGCGGAAGAUGACCGACACGAUCAACGAGCCGAUCAUGCUGUGCCGUUUUCCGGCGGAAAUCAAAUCCUUCUAUAUGGCCAAAUGCGAGGACGAUCCACGCCUGACGGAGAGCGUCGAUGUGCUGCUGCCGAAUGUGGGUGAAAUCGUCGGCGGAUCGAUGAGGUCGUUCAAGUACGAUGAGCUGAUGGAUGGCUACAAGCGCGAAGGAAUCGACCCGAAACCGUACUACUGGUACGUUGAUCAGCGUGUGUACGGCACGCAACCGCACGGUGGCUACGGGCUGGGAUUGGAGCGGUUCCUCUGCUGGCUGCUCAACCGUUACCAUAUCCGAGAAGUUUGCCUAUAUCCUCGGUUCCUCGAGCGAUGCAAACCUUAAAAAGGUAAAAGACAUGCGUGAACGAAACAUGAGCAUUUUUCUGGCAACGCUUCUCAAACAAGCCAUGCACGUUUUGGCUCUGCUUAUUUAAAUGUUCUAAUAAUAAAGUUUAACUAUCUCGGCAA